This is a messenger RNA of Vigna unguiculata (cowpea), 1803 nucleotides long. RefSeq names its product tubulin alpha-1 chain-like. The record is from RefSeq and is a predicted model, not a curated record. Gene Ontology annotation, molecular function: structural constituent of cytoskeleton; GTP binding. Gene Ontology annotation, cellular component: microtubule. NCBI's taxonomy places the organism in Eukaryota, Viridiplantae, Streptophyta, Magnoliopsida, Fabales, Fabaceae. Gene Ontology annotation, biological process: microtubule-based process.
UAAUUUAAGAUAUUCAUCAAUUCUUAUAAUUUCUACCCACUUGACUUUUUUCUCCAUCCUUCACAUGUGUUUAUGUGUCAAGCUGUUCUAACUCCAAAGAGAUAAAACAAAUAUCAAGGAAUCUUCUUUGCUUUCUCUCCUUGCAGUGUGCUCCUCCUUGUGAUUUUUGUUUGCAUCACAGAGAGAAGCUGAUAAUACCCAGAAGAUGAGAGAGAUCAUUAGCAUUCAUAUCGGACAAGCUGGAAUUCAGGUGGGAAAUUCAUGUUGGGAAUUGUAUUGCCUUGAGCAUGGAAUUAACCCUGAUGGCACCAUGCCUAGUGAUACCUCGGUUGGGAUUGCACAUGAUGCUUUCAACACCUUCUUCAGCGAAACUGGAUCUGGCAAGCAUGUUCCAAGGGCUUUAUUUGUUGAUCUGGAACCUAGUGUUAUUGAUGAAGUAAGAAGUGGUCCUUACAGACAACUAUUUCACCCUGAGCAAUUAAUUUCAGGCAAGGAAGAUGCUGCUAAUAACUUUGCAAGGGGACACUACACUGUUGGAAGAGAAAUUGUUGAACUGUGCCUUGAUCGUAUCAGAAAAUUAGCAGACAAUUGCACUGGUUUGCAAGGAUUCUUGGUUUUUAAUGCGGUUGGGGGUGGUACUGGUUCUGGUUUGGGAUCAUUACUGUUGGAACGUUUGUCUGUGGAUUAUGGAAAGAAAUCUAAACUUGGUUUUACCAUUUACCCUUCUCCUCAGGUUUCUACUGCAGUUGUUGAACCUUACAACAGUGUCCUUUCCACACAUUCUCUUCUUGAGCACACUGAUGUGGUUGUGCUUUUGGACAAUGAAGCAAUAUAUGAUAUCUGCAGAAAAUCGUUAGAUAUAGAAAGGCCAACUUACACUAACCUGAACCGUUUGAUAUCUCAAAUUAUCUCUUCCUUGACCACUUCCUUGAGAUUUGAUGGUGCAAUUAACGUGGACAUUACUGAGUUCCAGACUAAUCUUGUGCCAUAUCCCCGUAUCCAUUUCAUGCUUUCAUCUUAUGCCCCUGUAAUAUCUGCAGCAAAGGCAUACCAUGAGCAGCUAUCUGUUCCUGAGAUCACCAGUGCUGUUUUUGAGCCUUCAAGUAUGAUGGCUAAGUGUGAUCCAAGACAUGGCAAGUACAUGGCAUGCUGCCUCAUGUAUCGUGGUGACGUCGUUCCCAAAGAUGUAAAUGCAUCCGUUUCAAAUAUCAAGGCAAAGAGAACGGUUCAGUUUGUUGACUGGUGCCCUACCGGUUUCAAGUGUGGUAUCAACUACCAGCCUCCAACAGUAGUACCAGGAGGUGAUCUUGCCAAGGUGCAGCGAGCGGUUUGCAUGAUAAGUAACAACACAGCUGUUGCUGAGGUUUUCUCGAGAAUUGAUUACAAAUUUGACCUCAUGUAUGCUAAGAGGGCCUUUGUCCACUGGUAUGUGGGUGAAGGGAUGGAAGAAGGUGAAUUCUCUGAAGCCCGGGAAGAUCUUGCUGCUCUUGAAAAGGACUAUGAAGAGGUUGGAGCAGAAGGAGAAGAAGAAGAACCUGAGGAUGCUUAUUGAAAUCUUCAUCAUCACUAUCUACUGUCUGUCCUUUGUUCAUUGUUUUUUAAGCAUCAUUGUGUUGUGUACCAGCUCUGUUCCUACUGUUUUUUCAUAUUGAAGUGUUGAGUGAGACAAUUGUUCUUCUCACAAGCAUCAGCGAUGCAUUUUCCAUUCUGAAAUACUUGUAUUGUCUGUUUCAGUCAAAGUAAAUGACAGGAUAGGAAUGCUGCAAUUUCCAUUAUUUAAAAUAAACCAGAUGUUUAUAUUUU